CUUUCUCUCUGUCUCUGAGAGUUUGAAGCUUUUUAUUUUGUGAAGUGAAUGUUUUUUUGGUUUUGAGAGUGUUUGCAUGGAGGAGUGAAUCGGGAGCUACUGCGAGAACGGAGAAGGCGAAGUUCGUUGGUGGCCGGUUGGCCGAUCUUUUUUGGAGGAUUGGACGCAGAUACGGAGAGGAGAGGAGUUUCUGACUGGAUCCUGUUCGAUCAAAAUGGCUGCCAUAAAUAAGCCAGAAAAGCAAGUGGAAGAACUAACGGGGAACUUAGAGCUGGAGAAACACAAGAGGGCUGCCAUAAAUAAGCUAGAAAAGCAAGUGGAAGAACUAACGGGGAACUUAGAGCUGGAGAAACGCAAGAGAGCUGAUUUUGAAGCAUCAAUGAAUCAAGAAAAUGCAAACCUAAAGUCUGAUUUGAAUGACAUACAACUUCAAUGCAAGCAAACUAAAGAGUUGCUUUCCAGCGAAAUCGAAAAACUGAAGAAUCUUCAUAAGCAGGAACGACAGAGUAAAAAUAAAUGUCGGAGUUUCUGGAAGCUUGUGGGCAAGUGUAUAUGCAUUUGGAACGCAAUGAAUGGAUGACUGAGAACAGCAAGGCUCUACUCGAGUUUCAAGAAUACAAGGAGCAUGGGAGUUUGUGCAUUACUAAUUGUUCUCUAAUUUUUAGUUCUAGUUCACUAUAUUUCCGGUCGUGCAUCCAAGCCAUGUAUACUCGCUCAUCGUGUGCGUAGUUACCAGCAUGUUCUUUGACUUUGCCUUUACUUCUUAACCGACUUCAUCAGCACCGUUCCAACCUGAAUUCCUCUUUGCCAGCUGUAGUUGAUGAAGCAAAGUUAAUUAUUUCGGUUGCUUGUUGCUCAAU
Eucalyptus grandis is the source of this 860-nucleotide messenger RNA. RefSeq names its product myosin-14-like. Lineage: Eukaryota; Viridiplantae; Streptophyta; Magnoliopsida; Myrtales; Myrtaceae. Bases 215 to 580 code for a protein of 121 amino acids. The record is from RefSeq and is a predicted model, not a curated record. The transcript has 5 exons.